This is a messenger RNA of Cooperia oncophora, 759 nucleotides long. NCBI's taxonomy places the organism in Eukaryota, Metazoa, Nematoda, Chromadorea, Rhabditida, Trichostrongylidae. The record is from the annotation of a GenBank genome assembly.
AUGCUGGAAUGUCGUCUAAAUGUGGAGCCAUGGAUGUAUAUAACUACUAUGCGAGUACUGUCUGCGUUCACGCUCUCCGUGGACUUAUUCGGCAUCUUCUGUAUCGUUGCCAAAACACCACCAGUCAUGAAGCAGUACUCACAACUACUGCUUGUAUAUCAGAUUUGUGCUACAGUGACCGAUACAUUUCUAAACAUGAUAUCCAUACCAGUUUUACUCGUUCCAUUUCCUAUUUUCUACUAUGCUGGACUACUUUUACCACGAGUAACUAUGAACUAUUCUUAUUGGCACAUGGUGUGGGCGUGCUUGGUAGUGACGACAAUGUGCUCAGUCGUGCAGCUAUUUGUAUUUCGUUAUCUUAGUAUCCGCCCAAUGGAUAAUAUGUCACGAGUGUUGGGGAAAUGUCUCUAUGCUACAUGUUUUGUUCUUCUUAUUGUAUUCAACAGCGCUGUGGUAGCAGGUGUAUUUACAAUGCCCAAUCGUAUCGAGGAGCUCAAGCCCAUAUUUGCGCAGGAAUUCUCGUGCAUCAGAGACUCGAUUGAUAUUCCUGGGGCUCAGUACGUGUCGCUCAAAGAUUAUCGACGACUUACGUCUGUUAAUGUGGUAGGAGCGUCCACAGUGGCCGUUGCGAUUUCUAUAUUAAUCUACUUAACAUUCCGUUGUAUUCGUCGUACGAAUGUCUCGCACAAAACUAUUGAAAUGCAAAGAAAAUAUCAGAUCUCACUCAUUUUACAGGUGAAUUUGUUGGUAUUGUGCUAA